Suncus etruscus (white-toothed pygmy shrew) is the source of this 1319-nucleotide messenger RNA. RefSeq names its product shisa like 1 (gene SHISAL1). The coding region runs from base 104 to 628 and encodes 174 amino acids. NCBI's taxonomy places the organism in Eukaryota, Metazoa, Chordata, Mammalia, Eulipotyphla, Soricidae. The record is from RefSeq and is a predicted model, not a curated record. The transcript is spliced from 5 exons.
GCAGAGAGAGACAGAGAGAGAAGCCAGCGCGCCCCGGCACCUCCAACCAGCGUCUCCAGAAAGCGCCAGGCGCUGGCGGACGUGGGGCUCAUGCAGACGCACGAUGACCAGCGGUGGCCGCCGGACUCUGCCUGUGCUCGCCGCCCUCUCGGCGCUGCUCUCCGCGGCCCUGUCGGCCCAUUUCCGCGUGUGCGAGCCAUACACGGACCAGCGCGGCCGCUACCACUUCGGCUUCCACUGCCCGCGGCUGUCGGAUAACAAGACGCUCACCCUGUGCUGCCACCACAACAGCACCAUGUUCAAGUACUGCUGCAACGACACGGAGUUCCGGGCCGUGACGCAGGCCAACGCCACCGCUGCCGCCACCGGCUACGCGCACAACAACUACCCGGCGCUGCUGGGCGUGUGGCUCUACGGGGCGCUGGUUCUGGCGCUGCUGCUUCUAGACCUGCUCUACUACUCCGCCCUCAACUCGCACCUCUGCCGCCUCCGCCUGGCACGCUGGGGCGUGCGUGGCCGCUGGAUGAAGCCCGCGCCCCCACCCUGGGGGGCCGCCUGCGCCCAGCCGCCGCCCCCCGGGGCACCCCGGGGCGCCCCACCGAGGAGCUUCCAGAGCGCGUCUGCCUGAAAGCCCGGGUACGAGCCGAGCCUCAGGACGAGGGAGCUGAGACCCGGAACAGCACCUGCCUCGACGGAUGCCAGCGAGAGCCGGGGCAGGCGGUCUUGGCGGUAGCCAGGGGCACGUGUCCCCCAGGCGCCCACUCGGCCCCAGACUUCUCCGCUCAUGAGCUGACCCGGGUGGGGAUGGGGUGCAGGGAGGGGCUCAGAGCUGCCCAGGCACCAGCGAGCUGCUGGGGGCUCCAAGAGGGGACACGUAUGAGCUCAAGGCCCUCCUGGGGCUGGGUUGGCCCGAGGGUGGGUCUGUGUGUAAAGGGAGCCCCGUCUUUGGCUCCCACAGGGGCCCACCUGCUCUGGCAUCCAGACCCGAAUGUGAGUGAGCACAUGUGUGGUUUGGGGGGUGCUUUUCAGUGGGUGGCUUUUCUGCGACCCCCUGAGGUGGCAGAUGGGCUGAGGUCACCUCUUAAGUCUAGCCUCUUGUCACCAGGCCCAGGAUGGUGUUGGGGCGCGGGCAGACCCUGCUGUGUUUUCAGGGAAUGUUGGGAGUUCGGAGAGACCAGAGAGGGAUGAAAUAGAAGAAACAGGGAUGUGUUCUCACAGGGUGAGCACUAAGCUAGAAGUCUUCCUGCUUCCCUGGGUCCACCUAGGAGGGUGUGUAUGUCUGGCCCCUCAGAAAUGAUUCGGAACAGGACAGGGCACUA